UAAAUAAUUAACCAUUUUCUUGUUUUAAUUUCAGUCUCGAACACUACGUCGUUUAUCAUCGUUUCCAAGUUUCUGGCGGAAUUUUUUGGAACAGCAACGCUCAUGUUUCUCGGCUGUAUGGGCUGCCUGGAUGGUUUUGACAACGUUACAACCAACUUAAGCCGAGGCAUCAUUUUUGGCUUCACCGUUAUGGUUGUGAUCCUCACGUUUGGUGUUGUAUCAGGAGCACAUAUAAAUCCAGUGGUUUCCAUAGCCGCUUACAUCUAUGGUGAUCUUUCUGGCACAAUGGUAUUAAUUUACUUUAUAGCACAAUUCGCCGGUGCUUUAUGUGGUUACGGACUACUCAUGGCUGUUGUUCCGCAAGAUUAUUUUAACCAAGCAUUGGUGGAUGGCUAUGGGAGCUGUGUUACUGCUCCACAUAACAGCCUUACAUCUGCAGGAGCAUUGGCAAUAGAGUUCAUAGUUACAGGAAUCCUUGUAUGGGCAUGUUGUGGAGUUUGGGACCCGCGAAAUGCAGACCAACAGAACUCGGUACCAAUUAAAUUUGCGUUACUGGUAGCAGCCAUCUCGGUUGCAGCUGGUCCUGCCACAGGGGCUAGUAUGAACCCCGCUAGAACACUUUCUCCUUGUAUAUGGAAUAAUAGUUAUCAUAAAAUAUGGAUAUACUUCGUUGGACCACCGUUGGCCGGUGUUAUUAUGCCCAUCGUGUAUAAGUACGUAUUCCGAAGAGAAUCCAACAACAUCAUCGAACAUAUUCCUGCCCCUCCACAAGAACAAGUAUGUGUUUGUAUCCUGCACAAUAAAGAUUCACAUGUUGAAAAAGUUUAAUAGUGAUGAUAAUCAUCAUUUUGAAAAAUGUGAGAAGAUAGUGAGAAUAAGUGUGAAUUUUUAAUUAAAUCACUUGAAAUAUUAUAAAUUCAGUCGAGAGAGAAAGUGUAUGUGCAAAAGGCGUGCAAAUAAAAA
This is a messenger RNA of Anopheles merus, 963 nucleotides long. Its product is annotated as aquaporin AQPAn.G-like. Gene Ontology annotation, biological process: transmembrane transport. The transcript has 3 exons. Gene Ontology annotation, molecular function: water channel activity. Lineage: Eukaryota; Metazoa; Arthropoda; Insecta; Diptera; Culicidae. Gene Ontology annotation, cellular component: plasma membrane. The coding region runs from base 103 to 828 and encodes 241 amino acids. The record is from RefSeq and is a predicted model, not a curated record.